Molecule: messenger RNA, 2049 nt
Organism: Gekko japonicus
Lineage: Eukaryota; Metazoa; Chordata; Lepidosauria; Squamata; Gekkonidae
Gene: NANOS1
Product: nanos homolog 1 (Drosophila)
Exons: 1
Coding region: 136-960 (274 amino acids)
Biological process (GO): negative regulation of translation; oogenesis
Cellular component (GO): perinuclear region of cytoplasm
Molecular function (GO): mRNA binding; zinc ion binding
Source: RefSeq, a predicted model, not a curated record
GGAGUUUGCGGCUGCUGUUUUGGAGCGCGGUGAGCGCUGUUGAUUCCGGAGAUCGCCGGGAAGAGCGAGGCGCAGAUUUGUCCUGGAGAGCGAUCGGGGCUCUCUCCCCGCCCCCGGCCGCCCCCUUUUUCCCCGAUGGAGACUUUCCACCCCGGCAAGCUGGAGAAGCACCACCACCACCAGCAGCCCGUGGAGUUUUUGCAAGGGGCCAGCAGGUACGGCGCGAAGAGCCACGGCGCCUACGGGAACGCGUUUAACUCUUGGAACGAUUACCUGGGGCUGGCCACUCUGAUCACCAAGGCGGUGAGCCACGAGCAGGGCUUCAGGACCGGGCCCUCUUCGGUGGUGGUGGCAGCCACCGUGCAGCAGGUCCAGGCGGCGGAGGAAGGGGAGGAGGAGGAGGAAGACGAGGAGGAGGAGGAGGAAGAAGAAGUGGGCCCCCCUUAUUUCGAGAACUCGCUGGACCUACCCGACUUCGAUUUGUGCGGCCACCACCACCACCACCACCUGAACCACGGCGAAAGCCUGCUGGAGGAGCGCUUCGCCGACUUCAGCCCGUUCUCUGGCCGCGCCAGCCCGGGCUCGGUGGUGUUUAAUUGCUCCGCGGAUCACCUGGAGCGGGACCGCUCGCCCCACGCGUGGGGGGGCCGCUUGGUAGUAAACAGCCGGCUGCAGGCGCCCCAGAAAAGCGGCUCGAGGCUCCUGAAGCCGGAAUUGCAAGUCUGCGUCUUCUGCCGGAAUAACAAGGAAGCCGUGGCCCUGUACACCACGCACAUCCUCAAGGGACCCGACGGCAGGGUCUUAUGCCCGGUGCUGCGGCGGUACACAUGCCCGCUGUGCGGGGCGAGCGGGGACAACGCGCACACGAUCAAGUACUGCCCCUUGUCCAAAAUGCACGGCAGCGCCCCCAAACAGCCGCUCAAAAGCGCCAGGCAUCUGCUGGGCAAGAAGCUCCGCUAGGGGGCGCUGCGCGGAGCCUGGGGGAGGAUUCUGCGUGGCUGCGGACACAUCGGAUCCCAAAAUUAAAUGUUUCUCUUAAUUAGGGGGAAAGGCGUUUGAGCGCGCGUGCCCUCUUCAGGGGGAGGGGGACGGGACCGUUUUCCUUUGGAGUUUUUCUUUUUUUUAAAAAAAUCUUUAAUCGAAUGAUGUCUCUUUAACAUUUAAUAUAUUUAAACUUGGAGACGGUAGAAUGUACAGAGAAAAAUGUUCUUGAUUUACGUAUCAAAUAAUCAAGUAUAAUUUCUAGUUUGUAUACAGUCGCCAGAGAAUCUGGCCCCUGAAUUUAACUCUAUAAGAAUUACACAAGUUUUAGAAGUCCUGUAUUUGUUUACUGUAAAUCAUAUCUAAUUUUUAAAUUGAAUUGAGUACUCUUCAGUGGAUAUUAAUUCAGUGGAUUUCUUGGAUAUUAAUCCUGGGCAGGAAAGGGAGCACACACCCCCUUGAACAAAAGAACUGCUACAGGAUCCGAAAGAGCCCACUAAGGUGUACAACCGUGCAGCUAACAUAAACAUGACCAAAAUGAAGAUUUUUAGGUGACUUUUUUAAGAAGCAAGGCUGAAGGCAUGCUGAGGGGAAACUCAAUGUAUUGGACUGGUAUUUUGUUUCUAUUGAUGUCUUUACUGUUCGUCUACAAGCAAUAUUGGUUGUAAGAGUUGGAACUGGAGGUUACAGUUUGUUGGGGGAAGGGAUUUCUUAUGGUAUAGGUUCACUUUUAAUCCCCCCCCCCCCGGUGUUUAAGUCCUCCUUGGAGUGCAUCUUUCUCUUUUGGUUCACCAUUCCAAAAAUGAGUUUUCCCAUUGCCCCCACUGCUUUUCUUUAAAUGCUGAUUAUCUCUCUGUAGCCCAGCUGAGGAUCCUUUGUCAAACUGUUAGAUACGCAGUGGAAGUAAAGAUGUUGCAGAGAUCUGACUACAGUCUGUUCUUUCCUCCCCCAGACCUAGCCUCUGCUUCCUUAAAAUGAUAAAAUGUCAAGAGCCCUGGAGGUGAGAGCAACCUCUUCAGACCACAGGCCUUGUUGAGCUGCUCCAGUUUCUUCUGUGAAAGCAAAGAA